AUGACAACACACCACUUCUUCCACCCGCAGCACGCGACCCCGCACAUGGUCCCGGUCAUCCUCAAGGCCGCGGACGGCCUCUCCUUCCACGCCGACCUGGAGACGCUGCUCACGCACUCCUCGUACUUCCGUGACCUGGACCUGAAGCCUAGUGCAGAGCCGCCCGUCCUCCCGCUGCCAAUGGCCUCCGGCCCGGCGCUCAAGUAUACCCUCGACACGCUGAGCGGUGUCCCCUCCCGUCCGCCAAUGUGGGAUACUGACUUCAUCGACGAGGUCGUCGACCUGGCAUGCGCCUACGACCUGGGCCAAGUGAGAUCGGAAGAGCGUCGUGUAGGCCCCUUCCGAGCCUACACUCUCUGCGCAUUGGCGCACGAGCACGCCCUGCGCGAUGGUAGUGUCACUCCGCCGGUACCCGCUCUCUCGCCCGAUGCGUCGCCCAGCUCCUCCGCCGCCUCGCUCGAGUGCACAGACGACGUGGCCACAAAGCUAUUAGCGGGGUACACUGAUCGGCUCCUCUGCCGCCGCCUCGGCGAGCUGGACGAGUGGAGCGAGCGUGUGCUCGCCUCCCGUGCUCCGCGCGUGCUCAUCGCGCUGAAGCAGUUCUUCCACCGCCGUGACCAGGCCCUCGACGCUUACCGCCGUGCUACCGAGGCUGAUGACGAGGAGUACGACCUCGGACUGAGCCGGACCGACCUCACGACCGCAUGCGGCUCGGCACACUGCGCCGAAGCCACUGUUCGCGCCCUCGCCCGCGCCACUCGACACAUGCAGCUCCGCCCUCAGGCGCAUGACGCAUUCUGGACUGCCGCCCUGGGCUCCAUGGACCCGGACCUUGCUGGACUCGACCAAGCCUGUCCCACCUGCCACGUCGGGCUCCGCGCACGCCUCAUCAGGCUCUGGGCGACCGAGAUGCCGGAACCGAGCUGGGAGACAGCCCCGGGCUGGGCGGAGGGAUACUGGAGCGUCGACGCCCGGAACAAGCGCUACUCAGCCCUUGGCGAGGCGUCGACCGUCGCAGACCUCGGGCUUGAACUCGACAUGGACGCGGAGAUGUGGGAGUGGGUGAGUACUUCAGCUCCAAAUAUUAGCUGA
This is a messenger RNA of Trichosporon asahii var. asahii CBS 2479, 1092 nucleotides long. RefSeq lists its product as uncharacterized. NCBI's taxonomy places the organism in Eukaryota, Fungi, Basidiomycota, Tremellomycetes, Trichosporonales, Trichosporonaceae. Bases 1 to 1092 code for a protein of 363 amino acids. The transcript has a single exon. The record is from RefSeq and is a predicted model, not a curated record.